Fusarium pseudograminearum CS3096 is the source of this 780-nucleotide messenger RNA. RefSeq lists its product as uncharacterized. The transcript is spliced from 2 exons. The coding region runs from base 1 to 780 and encodes 259 amino acids. NCBI's taxonomy places the organism in Eukaryota, Fungi, Ascomycota, Sordariomycetes, Hypocreales, Nectriaceae. Gene Ontology annotation, cellular component: cytoplasm. The record is from RefSeq and is a predicted model, not a curated record.
AUGACAUCCACGGACUCCACACACCUUAUCAUCGUCUGCUGCCACGGUGUUUGGCUCGGCGGCCCAGCGCAUGGCCAUGACGAAAAUGAAUGGCUGAUUGCCGACUUUCAACGCGGCGAAACUCCAACUUUUAUCGAGCAUAUCAAAGCUGGAGUGGCAGCCCUUGCCGAAGACCACGAUAAAACUUCAACCGGGAAGCAACUAGAUGAUGACAAGACAGUGUUCCAAAGGUCUUGCCAGUUUGACACACGGUCAACAAACUUUUCCAAGUCAUGGCUGGUGUUCUCGGGAGCUCCAACACGCAAAGAAUCACAGAUCUCAGAGGCAGCUGGGUAUAAAAACAUCGCAGCCGCAAACGAUUAUUGGGGACUAUUACCAGAUGAAACGGCCCGCAACGCUGUAUUGUUGGAAGAGCGCGCUCUCGACUCUUACCACAACAUUCUCUUUUCUCGGUCACUCAUAUACUCUCGCUUCAAGAAAUGGCCAACUCACAUCACCGUCGUCAGUCACGGCUUUAAGAAAGAGCGGCUUAUCGACGGACAUUGCUCUGCUAUAGGGCUCAACCUUGAUCGAGUCAACUUUAUCGGCAUAGAUCCUCCUGGGAUGGUAGCUGCGUCGAAGGAUCAGGACAAGGAAGAUGCGAUGAAGGGCGUUGGUCUGGCCUUGGGGGAGUGGAAGGAUGAUCCGCAUGGUACGGGAGAGGUUCUUGCUAAGAAGAGAGUCAAGAGAAAUCCUUGGGGGGUAUGGCAGGGUCAUUUCCCUCAGGGGUUUGACGAGUGA